ACGCUAUCCAUUGCCAACAUCUUGGUUGUCUCUUCUCAAGGCAUCUAAAAGCAUAUAUACAUGAAGCUCAGCUUUACCUCUGAGAUGUCCGAUCAUAAGGAGCCAGGAAGAAGUAUCUAAUCAAGCAGAUAACAUCUUCCUUGUGAAGUCAGUUGCCGCAUGCUGAUCGCAAACAAGGCUGCUAUGUAUGACAAGAACCACAGGGAGAUGAUUCUCCUAAUCCAUAUACAAGUAGAUCAUUUGACGACAAAGUGAUCUAUUCCCUGAACUCACUUCCUAAUAGACUAGUACUGCAUUGUAUUGUUCUGUUCUUAUCUGCCGGUUGAAAUAAGAUUACUAUUCUCAAAAUUGAAAUUGCAAAGGGAAAUAGUAGUUUUCUUCCUACUUUUGAAUUGCUUCCCCCAUAGGCUUGUGUCCGACGUCCUCGGUUCCUUGUCAUUUGGGCUCUUCUUUGGCUGGACUGGAAUAUAUAAGUAACGGCAACAGCCCAAAUAGGGCAAAUUACUAUUUAUUUUGGUGCCGUGGUUACUAAUAAUUCUUGAAUAUAUUAAUGAAUGCAGAAGAAGUCCAUGGUCAAAACCAUUGAAAUAUGAUACCGCGUCUUUAUAUCAAAAAAUCUAAAAGGAAGAAAAUGGAGGUAGAGUGGGUUCUGGUGUGCCAUGGACUGAUAACACUAAUAAUAGUAGUCGCAUUCCUCUGUGGUCAAUGGCCCAUCUUUCAAGGCACUCCUAUUGAACGCCUCCAUUACUUCAUCACUUUCGGUGCCUACGAUCGCUUCCUUCGCGGUGUAGCUGUAGUUUUUGGAAGUAAAGGCACGCAUUUUGUUCUCUCUAUUGAACAUUUCUUUUGUGAUCGCCCUAACCCUAUCUUACAGAUUAUAUAUUUGGCAAUCAUUGGAGCUACUUAUUACUUCAUUGCAACAUCAUCCUUUAGCUAUAUUCCUGGGUAUUACUUAAGUGGAGUGCAUAGGUAUAUAAGCUUAUUGGCAGUUGUUGUUGGCGUUGUACUCUUCCUAUUGACUAGCUUUUCUGAUCCAGGCACUGUCAAAUCCGAGAAUGUUUCAGAAUAUCUCUCUGCCUAUCCAUAUGAUGAUAUCAUAUAUACAGAGAAAGAAUGUUCCACUUGUAAAUUUCGAAAACCUGCUAGGUCCAAGCACUGUAGCAUAUGCGACCGCUGUGUCGCGCGCUUUGACCAUCAUUGUGGGUGGAUGAAUAAUUGUAUAGGGGAGAAAAAUACCCGAUACUUUUUGGCUUUUCUUUUAUGGCAUUUCCUUCUUUGUGUAUAUGGAACAAUUGCUCUAGGCUUGGUUCUUGCAGGACGGCUGAAAGAAUUAAGGGUUGUAUACAUUCUGACAGUUUACUAUGGCAUUGAAAACUCAUUUCGUAGUUUAGCUCCACAUGUGGUACAGUGGCUGUUGGGCUCAUAUAACACUCAAAUACUUCUUAUGGUGUUUCUUGCCAUAGUUUCUCUGUUGCUGGCGGGAUUCUUCGGAUACCAUGCUAACCUGUGUCUCACAAACACUACGACAAAUGAGACCUUUAAGUGGCAAGAGUACAUAGGCUGGCAAAGGAAGCUGAAUGAAGCAAGGACUAGUGCAGCAGCACUUAAAGCAAGCAUCAGUGGGAUGAGUGGUGAAGCAAAGCAUCCGGAGAGCAAAUGUAGAGCCUUUUUCCGGAGAUCACCCCUUGAAGGUGCUGAGGUUGUUAUUAAGAGAAACAUGUAUGACAAGGGGAUAUUUAACAAUCUUGGUGAGAUAAUCUUUCCACUCUCAACAAGACCAUCAUUUUUGAGAAAAAAAUCGAAGUCUGGCUGAGAAGGCUGUAAUUAGGUGCUCUCAGUAUCGUCUUUUCUUGCAAAAGAGAUCUAUGUCUGGCUGCGAUGGCUUUGAUCAGGUGGCUAUUUCCUUCAAUCCUCUUGCGGGCUCAUAGUGCAAGAUAAAAUAGAGUUUAAUUGGACAUAAUGGAACAUAAGCCGGAUAGAAGUUUAAUAGAAUAAUGAAAGAAAAAGGUUCACUCCAGUAUGCUUGAUAGUAGCUAUCUGACAUGCUUAUAGUUGGUUGAUUCUAGGAAGCAAAUCAUUGAUAGAAUGCGGCAGUGUCUCAUUUUAUACAUUGCUUCCUUAUAGUUGGUGGCCUAUAGGGAGGCCUGAAUUAUUGGCAUUUCUUUUGUAAAACACACAUCUGAUUUUGUUUAAAAGUAAAUAUCAUAUAUUAGCAUUGCUGGUGUA
This is a messenger RNA of Ricinus communis (castor bean), 2226 nucleotides long. RefSeq names its product probable protein S-acyltransferase 17. The coding region runs from base 590 to 1813 and encodes 407 amino acids. Gene Ontology annotation, molecular function: protein-cysteine S-palmitoyltransferase activity. Gene Ontology annotation, cellular component: Golgi apparatus; endoplasmic reticulum. The transcript has 11 exons. The record is from RefSeq and is a predicted model, not a curated record. Gene Ontology annotation, biological process: peptidyl-L-cysteine S-palmitoylation; protein targeting to membrane. NCBI's taxonomy places the organism in Eukaryota, Viridiplantae, Streptophyta, Magnoliopsida, Malpighiales, Euphorbiaceae.